UGCAGUUUACUCCACAGUUCUCUGCAAAUCAUGGCGGCCAAAAUGGCGUUAAAGGCGUCUCUUCCGCUUCUCCUUCUCUUUAUCCUGAUCCUCUCCUGCGCCGCGUAUGCCCGCUUAAUCGUCGACCGUUCAUCGGAUCUAGUAUCGGACGGCGUACAUAGCGCCGGCGAAGGAUCGGGGAUCCUCCGUCUUGGCCUUUUUGCGCCGGAGGAGGAGACCUGCGAGCAGUCCUACGGCUUUUUGCCUUGUACUACCACUGCUCUGGGUAACCUCUUCCUGAUUAUAGUCUAUGGAUACCUCAUGUUCCUUGCUGCUACCUACCUCUCCUCCGGGAGUGAACUGUUGCUUGAAAUUCUCGGUCCUGGUCUCAUCGGCGGUCUCUUCCUCCCUAUCCUCGGUGCUCUUCCGGAUGCUAUGCUCAUUCUCGUAUCUGGAUUAUCAGGAAGUGUUGCUGAAGCUCAGAGCCAGGUGUCUGUUGGAAUGGGCCUGCUAGCUGGGUCAACUGUUAUGCUUCUCACUGUGAUAUGGGGAACCUGUGUUGUUGUUGGGAAGUGUGACAUACAAAAUGCUGUUGCUGUAGACUUAAAAGACACUAAAGCAUUCAGUUUGACUGGAUCUGGUGUUACUACUGAUGUAUGGACUAGCUAUGCUGCAAUAAUCAUGGCUAUAUCUGUGAUCCCAUUUGUGGUUGUGCAGUUGCCACAGGUCCUCCAUUCUUCCUCAGCGAGACACUUGGCAGUCUUGAUUGCUCUCAUAUUAUCAAUUUCUCUUUUGAUCGCCUAUUGUGUUUAUCAGGUAUUUCAGCCUUGGAUACAAAGAAGAAGAAUUGAUUAUUCAAAGCAGAAACAUGUUAUAUCUGGAUUUCUGAAGCAUUUGAGAAUGCGUGCAUUAGGGAAACUUUGCAAUGAGCAGGGGACACCUGAUACUGGCGUUUUGAGAAAGAUUUUUCAAACAAUUGAUUCUAAUGGGGAUGGACAACUUUCGCAUUCUGAAUUAAAAGCCUUCCUUGUGGGAGCCCGUCUCGAUGAAAUUAACCUAGACGAAAAUGAUGCGGUAGAUAAACUUAUGAAGGAUUUUGAUACGUCAAAUAAUCAGGAAAUUGAGUUUGAAGAGUUUGUUGCUGGAGUUGACAAAUGGCUUGAUGAGGUUCAAAUUUCCAGAAAUGUCCCUGUAACACUUAAGCAUCUUGAGGAUUUCCAUGAGCAAACAAGAAGAGAGCAUUACUUACUAGGGGCUGGGGAUCAAAAUGAAGAAGCUGAUGAGGGAGUUGAGAAUCCCAAAUGGACCUCAAUUAAGGCUGUAUUAUUCUUGUUGCUGGGGACUGCCAUUGCUGCUGCUUUUGCCGAUCCCUUGGUAGAUGCAGUUGAUAAUUUCUCUACUGCCACAAGUAUCCCAACUUUCUUCAUCUCAUUCAUUGCGCUACCAUUGGCAACUAACUCAAGUGAGGCUGUCUCAGCAAUCAUCUUUGCUAGCAGGAAAAAGCUUAGAUCUGCAUCACUAACAUUCUCUGAGUUAUAUGGAGCAGUGACUAUGAACAAUGUCCUUUGCCUGUCGGUGUUCCUUGCUCUUGUUUAUGCCAGAGGAUUAACAUGGGACUUCUCAUCGGAAGUGCUGGUCAUUCUUAUAGUCUGCAUUGUCAUGGGCGUCUUUGGGAGCAUCCGUUCUACAUUCCCGCUCUGGACUUCCUUCAUAGCAUUUUUGCUCUACCCAUUAUCCAUCGCGCUUGUUUACGUGCUCGACUAUGUAUUUGGUUGGUCAUAGGUUUAGUCUUUUCCUCCUCUGCACAUUUUGGUUACUUUGAAUUGUCAAAGAAACAUUGUGUCGGCUAAGGUUCCUUGUUCUAUAUGUGAGAAGUGUUUGCAAGCUCAUGCUUGCAAAUACUCUUUGUGUUUCUAUGUAUUCAGAACACUCAUGUCUAUGUUAUAUAAUUUAUCUUGCCCCAUGUCA
Messenger RNA from Ipomoea triloba (trilobed morning glory), 1947 nucleotides. Its product is annotated as sodium/calcium exchanger NCL-like. Gene Ontology annotation, biological process: calcium ion transmembrane transport; intracellular calcium ion homeostasis. Gene Ontology annotation, cellular component: membrane. NCBI's taxonomy places the organism in Eukaryota, Viridiplantae, Streptophyta, Magnoliopsida, Solanales, Convolvulaceae. The coding region runs from base 31 to 1761 and encodes 576 amino acids. The record is from RefSeq and is a predicted model, not a curated record. Gene Ontology annotation, molecular function: calcium:proton antiporter activity; calcium ion binding. The transcript is spliced from 7 exons.